Zootoca vivipara (common lizard) is the source of this 9141-nucleotide messenger RNA. The record is from RefSeq and is a predicted model, not a curated record. NCBI's taxonomy places the organism in Eukaryota, Metazoa, Chordata, Lepidosauria, Squamata, Lacertidae.
GCUUCGCCCCCCUUUUCCUUCUCCUUUCCCCUACCCAAUAGGGGAGUGGGCCUGAGACCCCCUCCUCUAUUCCUGGCUUGGGAGCUGCGCGCGCUUCUUCCCCUGAAGUUGAUUGGCGGUUUGGGCGGGGGCGGAGUUUAAGGGUCAGGUUCUCCCCCUCCCACCGUCUGGCUGCCAUUCCUGAGGGUGGCAGUUGCCUGCGGUCUUCGUCCCCUCAGGAGCGGCUUCUUUCGCCUCAUUCUUUCGUUCAUAUAUUAUUGUUCACUCCUUCAUUGGCUUACUUGAAUUGUUCAGACGCUCCCGAGUUCGAAACACGGGUCCCGUGCGGUGCACAGAGUGGAGGAAAUUGCGAAUGCGGGAGUCCCGUGGCGUUGUUUUUUCAACGUAUUCAAUUGCUUUUUAGAGAGGGGUGGUUGUUUUUUAGUUUCUUCCCCCGCGUUUCUUUUUUAGCAGAUUCUAUCUGUAAGCCGCCUUGAGUCGGGGGAAAGGUGGGAUAUAAAAAAAUAGAAUGAUAAGAAAGGUAAUCAGCAAUGCAAUAACACAGGGUUUUUUAAAUCUGCUAGAAAACACACUACAAAAAGCUACAUAGGAAAUAAACGCAAUGCUAAAUAAAGGGGUUGGGCUAGAUGAGGCUCGUGGUCCCUUCCAACUAUGCAAUUUUAUGAUUCUAAGGAAACAAAUUUAUUGAGAGGUGGGCCUUUUAUGUGUUUCUGAAACACAUGACAGUGCUUUUAAUUCAUGGUAUUAUAGUGCUUUUGUUACUCUGCCCCACCCCACCCCGUUUGUAGGUCAUUUCCUUCUUGGUUUUAUUUUUUCCUUAUUUUAUUUGGGAUUGUGGUUUUUUGUUUUUGUUUUGCAUGCAAAGCAAGGAUAUUAGAUGUAUAAUGGUUUUUGCUGCAUAGUGUCUCAACGUAAUAUGAAUUUAAAAAAAUAUUUUAAAAGAAGAAAACACUGUCCCCAACAUAUACACCUGCAUAGGCUCCAGCUGUUGCCCAAGAGAAGCUCUCUUGCAUGUCUUCCCAACCCCCACCUUCUUUUUAUGCUCCAUAUCCCAAUCAGUACAACCCAUCUACUUGCACCUCAGGCUUUGUGACCCUGCACCCAUCUCCAGUUCCAGUCCCCCUAUCUUGACAGAACAGCCUGCCCUUUUGAUGGCAUGUCAGUAAAAAAAAAAAAACCUUCCCAUUUUUACCUGUAGUUGCCACAUGGCUGGAAAUUCAACAGGUGUUUUCCCCAUCACUGCAUUGCUAGACUGCAAAUGAAAGCUGCAUCUCCUGAAUCUUCCUAUUGAUGAUGAAGGUGAUGGAUACCAGGGAAAAUAUGGUGCCAGUUGUAUUUCUGACUAAUACCUUCCUAUACUGUAACUCUGCUCCAUUUCUUUCAAUGGUGCACUGUUGUCUGACUCUCAAGACACAAGUGGGCAAAAGGUGGAUCUUGGAUCUACUGUUUUAUACAGACCAUUAGGCAAGAUAACUUUUCUAAUGAAGCUAUACCUAACCGUAGGAGCUCAGAGUAAAGUGAAGAAAACCUUAUCUUAAGGGUCAAAGCAGAGAAAGGGUGACCUUUUAUUGGUCAUUAUCUGAAUUUUAAAAAUAAAUAGGUAUAAUACUGUAGUAAAUUCUAAAGGGAGGUUCCUCAAGGAUCCUUGCUUUGACUGGGUGUAGUUACUGGUUAGGAUGCUGUGAUGACAAGAUACUAAUAAAUCUGUGAUGACACAGUAACAAUUUGUUUUUAAAAUAUGGUUUAUUAUGAGGUGGCAAUAGCUGUAGAAGUUUCAAAAUAAUUUGGAGAAGUGUACAGUUAUAAAUGCUAAAGAAUUCCUAACAGCGGGUUGGAGCCAGAGUAGUUGUAUUUGAGUCCUAUUGAAGUAAUGAGAAUUUAAGAGAUGUCUAACUUUUAACAUUCUUUUAAUGGUACCUAAGUGCAAAUAACCUCGUUCUGAUGCAACCCAGUGUGAAUGACAGAUAACGUCUACUGUAUAUGAGAUGAGUUAUUCAAGUAAAAUAUAAAUAUAUUUCAUUUAUGUUUGUUUGUAGCACAUACUGUACUGUACAUACAAACUCCACUAGCAAACUGGCUUGAAACCAAAACGGAUAAUUAUUUUUCUACCUCAUUUUCCAUUUCAUAAAUUAACUAGUGGCAAUGGCUGAAUGCAUUAAUAGUCUAGCCAAGCAGUUUCAAAAAUUUUAUCAUUGUUUACUACAUACAAGUAAAAUAGACAUGAAAUGAUGGGAAAUUGUUAUGCACAGUAUACAUAUUAAUGCCUUGUUCCUUGAGUAGACCCAUGAAAUACUACUUUAGGAAGCUACUUGCACGUUACAUGUAAAUAAAUUAAGGAUCAUUAAGGGUGCAAUCCUUUGUUAAAGACCGGCAAGGCUGAACCUGGCUUAAAAGCCAACUAUACCAGUUGAACUCAGCAGAGUAGCGCAGGCACAGCGGAAACUUCUUGGUUGCAAGAUGAAGGCAAGUUUCAGGAACACAGGAACUCACUGCCACUAGUACUGUGUAACUAUAUACAGCUUUAUUUACAAGAACAAAACAACAAACAGUACAUAGAUCAGUACUUCUCUCUAUCUCUCUACAACACAAUAACCACAUCAGAAACACACCACCAACUCUCCACAAAAACCCACAAAUUCACCCUUAGUCUAAUAGGGUUACUGACCCAAUCACCAAGCUGUUGCUAAGGCUCUAUCUAUCACUAGGCAAAUUAUCCAGCCCUGGAGAUUGCUGAAUCACUUUCUGGGCAUGUUGUCGGCUCUUAAUUGUUAUGUGGGCACCACAGUUCAAGAAGGAUACUGACAAGCUGGAACGUGUCCAGAAGAGGGCAACCAAAAUGGUCAAAGACCUGGAAACGAUGCCUUAUGAGGAACGGCUUAGGGAGCUGGGUAUGUUUAGCCUGGAGAAGAGAAGGUUAAGGGGUGAUAUGAUAGCCAUGUUCAAAUAUAUGAAAGGAUGUCAUAUGGAGGAGGGAGAAAUAUUGUUUUCUGCUGCUCCAGAGAAGCGGACACGGAGCAAUGGAUUCAAACUUCAAGAAAUAAGAUUCCACCUAAACAUUAGGAAGAACUUCCUGACAGUAAGAGCUGUUUGGCAGUGGAAUUUGCUGCCAAGGAGUGUGGUGGAGUCUCCUUCUUUGGAGGUCUUUAAGCAGAGGCUUGACAGGCAUAUGUCAAGAAUGCUUUGAUGGUGUUUCCUGCUUGGCAGGGGGUUGGACUGGAUGGCCCUUGUGGUCUCUUCCAACUCUACGAUUCUAUGAUUCUAUGACCAGAUGCACGUACUCACACAGUGAAAAAACCUCAACAUCCUUUGCUUACCUGGGAGUAUGAACAGCAGUCAGCAGAACAUUUCAAACUAAACAUGCAUAUGAUUGCUCCAUGUGAAGCCAUAUACAGCCUUGGCCUGUACAUCUGAAGGAACAUCUCCACCCCCAUUAUUCAGCCCGGACACAGAGGUCCAGCGCUGAGAAGUAAAGUUACAAGGAACUAGGCAGAGAGUCUUCUCGGCAGUGGCACCUUCCCUGUGGAACGCUCUCCCAUCAGAUGUCAAGUAAGGAACUACACAACUUUUAGAAGACAUCUGAAGGCAACCUUCUACAGGGAAGUUUGUAAUGGUUGAUGUUUUGUUGUGUUUUUAAUAUUUUGUUGGGAGGCAUUUCAACGAUAAACCAUCUACAUAGAUAAACUACAGCAGUAUAUAAAUAAUUUAUUCACAUAUUGUAUUGAAUACUGGGGGCUUCUUUGGUCAUUGAAUCUUAAAUACUUUUUCUAUUCAAUAAGAGAAUGAAAGGCUGCAAUUUGAUAAUAUUUGAGUUAUUCUCAUGGAAUUAAUGGUAAUUACUCCUGAGUAGACAGCAUAAGUUCAUAUGUAACUUACUUGCAUGUAAACACUUCCAAAAUCAGUAUGUCUGAAAACUGGUCACACAUGGGAAAUCAUAUUUUUGUGACUUCCCUCCCCUUGCCCCGCACUGCUCCCAUUGUGUUUCGUUUUUUAAACCUGUCCAAUAAAUAAAUUUGCAUGUCAGUGGGAAGAUGGGCAGGACAACUUCGUUGAAUACAACCCUAGGUUGCCCCAAACCUUUGUGGCAAUGGGAAAUGUCUUAAGAGCACUCAAGAAAAUGGUAUCCUGUGCCUAUAGCACUUCCCCUCUAGAUGCAGUGAUGACAUUACUCAAACUGCUCAAGGUACUGUAUAGAAUUUUCUGUUGCAUUUUUUGCAGGAGCUACAGUGUUACUAUGGCUCGUAUUACACUUGAGGAACUGAAUGAACUGGAUGAUGAGGUCCUUGAUGAAGAGGAUGAACCAAUAGAUGGGGAGGAACAGAACAGGCUGUUUUCUCAUUGGGAGACAGUAGCCAGCACUCACCAAGUGUCUCUCCCCCAAGAGAUGGCAGGUCCAAUAAUGCAAAUGGCGCGCCAUAACCAGACGCGAGAGCCGGUGCCCUACGCUACUUUAUCACAGCAUGAGAAGUGUGAGGAGCUAGCGUACGAGGAACGACAGUACCCAGCUGGGAAAUGGGCAUGCAUUACCAGAGGAGAACCUAAAUAUGAGCAAAGCAUCUCUAUGGGUUUCAUGAAACUAAUACGGUACAUCUGCAAGGAGAACUCCCUAGGUAUGUGGAAGCAAGCGUCAUCGUGGCAGGGACAUGGAAGCCUGCAGCAGCUAAACCCGCUGGACCUGGAAAGGCCAGAGUUGGGUUUCUGCAGAUCCUCCUCUUUCACUCUCUGGUGUCUUUAUGUGUGUUUUUAUCUAGGCCGCCAUUUGGGGAUGACAGUGCCAGUGCUCAACGAGAUCCACCUGAACAAGGAAGGCACGGAAUUGCUUCAAGAAGUCAUGACUGCCUAUUACCUCCCUGAAGAAUUUCAACCUAACCCCCCUCUCCCCUUGGACCCCGACAUCCAGAUACAAGAGAGAGCACCACUUCGGGUUAUCUCCAGGGUGUUUUAUGGGACCACUACAGAAGAAACAAUCCUACGGGAGAUUCACCUUCUCUGGGAGUUGCUGGGCUCCACAGAAAAUGUGCUUCGCGAAACCUACUUGGUGGCUGCAUACCAGAACCCUGGCGUCCCUAACCGCCGCAAUGAGAUCUGGUUUAUCCGGCGAGCAGACUGAAAGCACCUUGAAUCCCCGGCAAUAUUACAAUCCACCCUCCGUGACUGGAUCCGGUUUAGAUGGCAGUUUUGAAGGAGAGGAAUGCACAUCCUGACUCACUGUAGAAUAAGAUGAAGUGCUCCUUCCCCCCUGCGCAAACCAAGGAGUUACAGAUCUCCCCGAGGUGGUUUCCAUGCUACUCCUGCAGGGGGUGCUGUGGUGUUGGUGAUGGUGGAGUUGGCAUUGGAAGGAACAAGGGGUGUCUGCUUCAGUGGGCCCUGAGUGCAACCAUGCCACAUUUGGAUGAAGGUGCAUUAGGAGCACAGGAAGCUGCCUUAUGCUGAGUCAGUUCAUUGGUCCAUCUAGUUCAGUAUUGUAAUUGCUGACCGGCAGUGGCUCCUCAGGUGUUCAGGUAGGGAACAUUCCCGGUCCCGCCUGGAGAUGCCAGGGAUUGAACCUGGGACCUUCUGAAUGCAAAGCAGUUGUGCUACGACAGAGCCAUGGCCCUUCCCCCUCCUUGGGGAUUGUACUGGGGAUUGCAGCUGUUGUGCGACCCACAGCUCACAUUCCAAGGGUUAGGUAUCAAUCCUGAAACGAAUCCGGAGAGCAGGUUGAAACACCACUGCCUACAGCUGUGUCCGUAACUGGCAAAUGCGGAUGUACUGGGGGACAGGUUAUGACUAAGUUACUUGUGGAAGGAGGAUUUUACUUCUGAUGCCUUGGAGUAUCCCUUUUCGCCAUGCGCAUGAGAAGCUGCUAGUCAGCUUUGUUAUCCAACAGCAGAAGAGCCAUUCCCACAUGUUUGGGAUGGGGUAGCUUUAGACUUCCCUGACUGGAAUAAUGUGAAAACCUGUCCAAGAGCAAAUGGGAAAUCCCCGCCAAAGGGCUAAGGCUCAAAGGGAGAUCUGAGAAGCAGAGAUCUCUGGCCUGUAAGUCCUCCUGUUUUCCCAAGAGCACAUAAAGAGAUAAAUGCCACCCAUUGGCUACCUCCUGCCUAUGAACCAGUUUCUCAAUCAGGCAGGCUUGGUGCGAGCUGAGCAGGCCACAUAGUACGUGUUGUCACUGGCAGCAUUUUUUGUCGCUGUGUGUUGCGUUGUGCAUUGACUGGUUGGUAUCACACUCAUGAAUGCUGCUGUCCUCUGCCAAAGAAGGCUGGUAGCACAAAGUAAACCUGAAAUAAAAUCUAGCCCAACCCUCUCUGUGUAUCGCAUUUUUACUGACUUUUGUAACAUUCGACUCCAGUAACCGGUGGGGGUCACCACUCAGAUGGAAGAUCCAGAUACAAAACAGAAGCCUGACACCCAGAGAGUACCCAUGUGACAUGCAAUACAUCUGCAUUACAGAUCAGAUCUGACCAUGAGAAAUGGAAAGUCUUUCCCUCUUCAAUAAUAAUAAUAAUAAUAAUAAUAAUAAUAAUAAUAAUAAUAAUAAUAAUAAAUUUAUACCCCGCCCAUCUGGCUGGGUUUCCCCAGCCACUCUGGACGGCUUACAACAGAAAAAUGAAAUAAAAUAAUCUAUUAAACAUUCCUUCAGUAGCACCUUAAAGACCAACUAAGUUUAUAUUUUGGUAUGAGCUUUCGUGUGCAUGCACACUUCUUCAGAUACACAGAGUGUAUCUGAAGAAGUGUAUCUGAGUGUAUCUGAAGAAGUGUGCAUGCACACGAAAGCUCAUACCAAAAUAUAAACUUAGUUGGUCUUUAAGGUGCUACUGAAGGAAUUUUUUUAUUUUGCUUCGACUCAGACCAACACGGCUACCUACCUGUAACUAUUAAACAUUAAAAGCCUCCCUAAACAGGGCUGCCUUCAGAUGUCUUCUAAAAAUCUGGUAGCUGUUUUUUUCUUUGACAUCUGAUGGGAGGGCGUUCCACAGGGCGGGCGCCACUACCGAGAAGGCCCUCUGCCUGGUUCCCUGCAACUCGGCUUCUCGCAACAAGGGAACCACCAGAAGGCCCUCAGUGCUGGACCUCAGUGUCCGGGCAGAACGAUGGGGGUGGAGACGCUCCUUCAGGUAUACUGGACCGAGGCCAUUUAGGGCUUUAAAGGUCAGCACCAACACUUUGAACUGUGCUCGGAAACGUUCAAGGAAAAUUUAAUAAGAUGACAUGCUUCUGUUAGCUAUGUUCUGUGGCCAGUAUAUAAUAGCCACUUACCAAUAUAAAUUCCCACUCAGCUGCACGUCUGUAAAUGCAUUUUUUCUUUUUUCAGCAGUGAAAGGUGUGCAUUGCCUUGCUAGUGCUGUGGGUUAAACCACAGAGCCUAGGGCUUGCUGAUCAGAAGGUCGGCGGUUCAAAUCCCCGUGACGGGGUGAGCUCCCAUUGCUCGGCCCCAGCUUCUGCAAACCUAGCAGUUCGAAAGCACGUCAAAAUGCAAGUAGAUAAAUAGGUACCACUACAGUGGGAAGGUAAACGGCGUUUCCAUGUGCUGCUCUGGUUCGCCAUAAGCGGAUUUGUCAUGCUGGCCGCAUGACCUGGAAGCUGUACGCUGGCUCCCUCGGCCAAUAACGCGAGAUGAGCGCUGCAACCCCAUAGUCGGUCAUGACUGGACCUAAUGGUCAGGGGUCCCUUUACCUUUAACCUUGACAUUGGAAGCAUAAAUUUUUAAGUUAAUUGGAGUGAGUAGAUGAAGAAAAGAGUGAAUGGUUAUCCAGGUUCAUUAUUUCAUCACCUCAGCAGAGCUAACUUCAAUACUGUGCAGCAGUGGUAAUACUCAGGAGUAAUUUGUGUAGUAUCCUGUUGUUGCCUGGGUGUGGAAGAAGCAAAUUUUGUAGGUUGGUAUUUGAUUGCUUGUUCUUAGCACUGUCAAAGAUCUCACCUUUUAAAUAAUUGUUUUAGAAGUUUGCAAACAUGAAGAUUAAGCCACUUUUUGCAGUGGCAAGUCAGUUAUUUUAACAUAAUAUCAUUUCCUCCAGAGGCUGCUCUUGUCUAACAGUAGGCUUUUGUUGAAAUGAUGAAGAAUCAAAGAUCUAACAGGAACACAAAGAAAUGCACAAAUAGUAAAAAGCAAGGUAUUUUAAACACAUUAGAAAUGACAGCUACCAAACAGUAGCUACCAAAGACAUUGUGAGGCACAUACGGUACUGAAUUGUUAUAAGCCUAGGAACACAUGAUGCAGCAAAAGCGGAGGCAUUAAAUGUAUUUGUCAUCUUGAUAUCUGAAGAUAAAACUCAACAGGAGAUCAGUAGUCCAGGCACCUGACAGAAGCAAUAUUAAGGUAUUAAGAAUUGAAUAAAAAUCGUAUGGAUGGAUUCCACAUUUUAAAAACAACGGGCCUGGAUGAUGUAGCCCUAGGGUUUGUUUUAUUUAAAGCAAACACAAAACAUCAAAAGUUUUGUAUCAAGAAAAGGUGAAUUCUGUAAUCUGUUAUGCAGAUAAAGCAAAUGUGCAUCUAUUUUGCAUAAUCUGCUGGUUCUGGGAAGUUUCAAGGUAAUGAAAAUUCUCUUGAGAGCUAAGCUGAAUUCCCCCUCUGAUGUAUUUUUGCAGCCAAGACUAGAAACCUGUUCAACCCAAUACAGUAAAGGCAAAAACUAAGCUUCUUGGGAUGCUGACUGUUGUAUUGAGUGCCAAAUUCUACAUUUUGCAUAGGUUUGUAGAAUACAAAGAGCCCUGCCUGCAUCCUACGGUAGUUACCUGAAAGGGGCCUGGGACUUGGAGGUCUUUAGCGGUCCUUACUGUGAAAUCCUGCAGGCUGGGAGAAGCCCCAGAAGAAUGGAAAUGCUGCAGCUAGCCAAAAAGAUGUAGGGCCUUGCUUUGGUCUUGUGUUGGUUUGUAGCUGAGGCUAUAGGUGAGGCCACAGACUAUACAGUGAUAUCCCAUACAACUCAGUGGAAUAAACCAAUAGUUUAGUAGCCUAGAAAACGCUUCUCCCCAAAUGAGCAGCAUCACUUCUCCCCAAAUGGUUUUUCUAGCAAGUGGCAGUGCAGGAUCAAACCAUUUAAAAUAAAGCUGCAGUGCUGGUGCAAACCUGACUUAAGUUAAAUAAAAGCCUGCAGUAGUACAGAUAUUAAGUUACAGGUACGUAGCCGUGUUGGUCUGACGUAGUCCAAACAAAAAAUAAAA